GCGGCCUUUGAUUUUCCCGUAAUUGACAAAUACUCCGGCAUCCGAUGGUAGAGAAGCGCCGAAAUUGCCCGAAGUUGUCCUAUUUUUGUAAGGCUAAAAAUAGUGUAGCCAUGACGAUCAUAUCUGACCCGUAUAGAUUUAUAUUUUGAUGUCUGCAAGGAGCUGCUUGAUUGAGGCACUUUGAAGGUGUAGGAGAUCUCCUACAGGAGUCCUUAGCGACAUCCAUGGAGCCAGCAACCGUGAGCAUGAAAUGACUUAUUCACUGUCGGGACCUCACGCCUUAUGUGUGAUAAUAAAAUCAGCUCAUUUCUCCACCUUGCAAUCUCUGUUAUGCCACACCCAGGGCUUCUAGACCACCAAAAUGGCUCAUAAUAUCACCAAGAAGUUUUCAAACCUGAGUUUAUCUCUUCGAGGUAGUCAUCGACGAAUCGCAAAUGAUGACUACGAAGACGUCCGCAGAAAAGUCCUGGGAGGCCUCGGUGACCUAUAUGCCAUGGUUUUGACAAGUGGCGAUGAAUAUGUCACUACGUCGGGUUCUAGUGAUUUUCACGUUCAAUAUGAAGACCUGAUCCUUGAAGAUGUCGAUGGUCAGUUGACAGCUGAUAGACGACGCUUUUUCCUCCCGUGUUCCUACCGGUUUUUGGAAGAACACCCAGUUAUAACAACAGGUACCGGUGCUAUGGAGGAAACAAGAGUACACGAGAAGGUCUUGGUAUCCUCAGAUGAACUCAAAAACCAUCCUAUCAAGAAUGCCAGAUUCCUCUGCACGUGGCUGGGUUUGAACUUCUCCGAGUCCUGGCGAGCGAACGGUAAAAAGCUCACCAGCCUGAUGGAGUUAACAAAGUGGUGGCCAACUGACUUCGCGGGCUUAGUUGACGAAGAAUUCAAAGACGCAGUUCUUCAAGACAGGACACCUAUGGAGGCGUGGCAUAUUCUCGGGGAUUAUCCGCAUCUGAUGCUUACAGUAGCGCAUAAAUCUGAUGGCCGUCGUGAAUACUUGCUACGAGGGGAGUUGCUUACAAUCGCUGCGGUAAUGAUAAGCCGGCUCAGAUCCCAGCGCUUUGCACAGCAUACUGUCAUUCCAGUAAUGCUCUUUUCCUUUAUGGGAGAAAAGAAGGGCAGAAUUAUACAAGCCCAUACAAACAGCCGAGCGCUCGUCAUACGGAAGAGUAAGCUCUACGACUUUUCAACAGUAGAUAAUUUCAGGAAGUUCACCACACUCUUCUUGCGUUACAUGACAUGUGAUGCAAUUGGUAAUACGCGGGAAAUAUGCUAGACUGUCCAUAUCGUAGCAAUACAACUGCCGCACAUUUGAUAGCAAUAAAGAGAGAUAUCAUAAGAAAAAACCUGUUUCGACUCUAGACCCUUGAAGUAAUCAUGGUCCCUUUGGGAGAAAUCCGUAAAG
Messenger RNA from Paecilomyces variotii, 1405 nucleotides. RefSeq lists its product as hypothetical. The record is from RefSeq and is a predicted model, not a curated record. The coding region runs from base 362 to 1276 and encodes 304 amino acids. Lineage: Eukaryota; Fungi; Ascomycota; Eurotiomycetes; Eurotiales; Thermoascaceae. The transcript is spliced from 4 exons.